Molecule: messenger RNA, 1173 nt
Organism: Ascochyta rabiei
Lineage: Eukaryota; Fungi; Ascomycota; Dothideomycetes; Pleosporales; Didymellaceae
Exons: 2
Coding region: 1-1173 (390 amino acids)
Biological process (GO): malate transmembrane transport
Cellular component (GO): membrane
Molecular function (GO): malate transmembrane transporter activity
Source: RefSeq, a predicted model, not a curated record
AUGGGUGAAUCAUCCGAAGAAACCCAUCCUGAUGACGCGAAGCUCCCAGCAAGGCUUCAGCACCUAACAUGGAUGCAGGCCUGGUACACAUUUCCCAUGUCGACUGGAGGUCUGGCACUCCUGCUCUCACCCAGCACGCAGCCACACACGUUCCAAGGCCUCGAGAUCAUUGCAAAGAUCGUCUACAUAUUCGACCUCGUCAUAUUCACCUUAAUUACCUGCGCGAUGUUGUACAGAUUUACGCAACAACCGUCGCUACUCCGUGAAAGCAUCUUCCACCCAACAGAGGGGUUGUUCAUGCCCACCAUCUUCCUCUCCCUAGCCAGCAUCAUCGGCGGUACAAAGCUGUACGGGAUCCCAAGCAGCGGCCCAUGGCUAGUGGUAGCCUACCGCGUACUUUUCUGGAUAUACUUCGCCGUGACCUUCCUCGUUGCCAUAGGGAUGUACUACGUACUGUUCUGCCACCCCUCGCUCAAAGUUGAUGAUAUGACUCCAGCCUGGGACCUUCCAAUCUUUCCGGUAAUGCUGACCGGAACGAUUGCAGCCAUCGGCGCAUCCAGUCAGCCUACGGAACAAGCGGUUCCAAUCAUUGUUGCCGGGGUUUUGUCUCAGGGACUCGGUAUGAUCGUCAGUGUGCUCAUGUACGCAUGCUACAUUCGCCGCAUGAUACAGUUCGGAUUUCCUUCGCCAACCAGCAGACCUGCUAUGUUCAUUGCCGUGGGCCCGCCGGCAUUCACUUCGCUCGCCUUGAUAGGUAUGGCUGAGGCGUGGCCUGAAGAUGCUAAUUAUUUCGGUACGGACGGCGCCUCGCUGAGGGUUGUGUUGUUAAUACUAGCAACCAUGUCAUCGCUCUUCAUCAUAGGUGCAGCGUUUUGGUUCUUCUUCAUUGCAUUGCUUGCGACUUGUGCAGUCGGGAAGGAGCUUACAUUCCACCUCAACUGGUGGGCUUUCAUUUUUCCCAAUGUAGGUUUGACCAUCUCGGUCAUAAGGAUUGGCAAUCAGUUUGGGAGCGAAGGCGUUCUAUGGGUUGGCAGUACCAUGACUAUGCUACUCGUUGCCGCAUAUUUGUUCAUUUUGGUUAUGAAUAUCAAGGCAGUUCUUAAUAAGGAAAUUCUUUUCAAGGACAAGGACGAAGACACUUAUAUCAAAGAGGGCAGAUCUAAAGUAAUGUAG